UCGGGCCUAGGCGGGAAGGAAGAGGCGGAAAAGGCCCGGCUAGAGGGAGCGAGGAGGCGGCUGACGGAGCUGUGUGGUACGGAAAAAGGCGGAGGACGGCGGGUUCAGCAGUACAUCUUAGGCAUGGCAGACCACAAGAUCUCUCCUGGUCAGCAAGUGGCAGUCAUUUGGGAUCGCCACUCUUCCCCUGAGGCACUCCAGAAUUUUGUACAGAAUAUUCAGGCUGCUGUGGGAGCUGAAGGUCACGUAUCAGUAGAAAAUCUCAAUCAACUACUGCAAUCAUCCCACAGGGAGUCCAGUUUUGAUGUGGUACUUUCAGGUCUGACACCCGGCAGUUUGACAGUGCACAGUACAGAAAUUCUGGCUGAAAUAGCUCGGAUUGUCAAGCCGGGGGGGCGUGUCCUUUUGAAGGAAGUGGUAACAGCUGAAACAGGUAACAACAGCAGGCUCAAGGCAAUAACCAAGCUCCCCACAGCCCUGACACUCUCUGGAUUGGUGGAAGUGAAGGAGUUGCAGAAAGAGCCUUUAUCGCCUGAACACACACGGUCUCUCCAGAAGCAGCUAGGAUCUCAGUGCAAUGAACUCUUCUCUGUUGAGAUAGAAGGCAAGAAGCCCAACUUUGAAGUGGGAUCCUCAAGUCAACUCAAACUUUCUUUUGUCAAGAAACCUGUUCCGUCAGAAAAGCCGUCUGUGGAUCCUACUGCUGCAAAGCUCUGGACUCUUUCUGCCAGUGAUAUGAAUGAUGAGGACAUGGAUCUCCUGGAUUCAGAUGAGCUUCUGGAUUCUGAGGAUUUGAAGAAGCCAGAUCCUGCUUCCCUGAAAGCCCCUUCCUGCAAAGAAUCUGGAAAGAAGAAAGCCUGUAAGAACUGCACGUGUGGUCUUGCCGAAGAGCUGGAGAAGGAGAAGGAGAACUCGCAGCCAAAAUCAGCUUGUGGAAAUUGUUACCUGGGGGAUGCGUUCCGCUGUGCCAGCUGCCCUUAUCUUGGCAAGCCAGCUUUUAAACCUGGGGAGAAGAUCCUCCUGAACGAAAACAACCUGCAUGAUGCCUGAGAUGGGUGAUGAUACCAAAGCCUCUUUUUGGCCUGCAGCUGCUUGAUGGCAUUCAGGUGCCUUGCUCUGCUGGCAAAACUCAGACACAAAACUUCAGGCAGCCUGAAGACAGAUGGACAGCUGUAUGCAAAUAAGGGGAAACUCGCAUUCCAGACUAGCAUCCAUGUAGCAGAUACAUCAUCAAGAUACAGUUGUGAAUAUUAGUGGUUCUUAACCUAAGCACUGGCCAUUGUGACGUCCCUAGGCGACGGGGUUGUCUCUCUUUACUGGCAACGUGCCCUUUGUUUACCCAAGACCUCUAGAGCAGGCACCAAGGGCUGCUGUGCCUUGCUGAGCUGCCGUCCCAGGAUUUUUUGUGUGUGCGCCAAAUGCAGAACUGCAAAAGCAUAAUACUGAGACCACCAUAGGAGGAUCCAGAAUUAAAGUUGUGAGUAGAACCAUCUCCGUCCCACCUCUCAUUUCAGGGAAUAGACCAUCCCCGCUUAGCUGACGUUUUGAUUUCCACUGGUGAAAUAGCAGUGAAAGCCUAUCACACUGGGAAACUUACUGACCAGAAUAGCGUGAUGAUGAGUUUUUGAGGGAUGGUGCAGUCCCAUGCAGUUUUACUCUGGGCUAAGUCUGUUGGAAUCAAUGGGCCUAGGCCAGCCAUAAUUCUCCAUAUGAUACAUGCUUGGCACUAGUGGUAUUUUGCUGAAUAGUUGCCGAUGGCGGCUUCUUUAGAGUUAGUAUAAUUUUUUUAUUAUUCAGUAGUGGUAGCCCAGCAAUGGAUUCUUCGCAGCAGAAGGGAGUGGAGUUAAGCUCUUUUUUGUUGUUGUUGUUGUUGUUGUUGCUGCAAAAACAUUUUUUUUUUAAUUUUGCGUAGUACAAUUUGUCAUGGAGGGAAAAGCCAACUGUCCCUUUUAUGGUGCCUGGUUCUUGCAUGUUGCCACUAGGCAGGGGGCAGCCUGGGAAGCAGCUUGCUCGCUCAGGAGGGAAGCUCCAUAGCAUUCCUGUGUUAAAAAGGCAGCACCCUUUCUGCAGCCACCUCAGGAUUGGGCAAGGAAGUGCUCCUGGGCUUUUGGGGUCCAGAACCUUAAGAGCAGAUUGGGUACCUUGUCUGAGAGCCCAUGUGAGGUGUCUCCUCAAAGACUGCUGUCUGUGUGGAUGGGGCUGAUGUCCAGCACCUGUAAGUUCCUUUUUGGUUAGUACUUGUUCUCUUUUUAUUUACUUUAGCUUGUAACCUUUAGACUGUUUGCAUUGUACUCUAAGUUGAGGCUGUAGUAAAUGAAGUUGUUUGCAAUGAUUCUUUCUCGCACACCUGACUGCAAAGCCAGAGCUACCGAAAUCCUUCUUAGGGCAGUUGCUCCCCAAGUCAAGUGCCCUGGAACUGGGAGAGACUCCCAAGGAACAGGGAGGGCUAACAGUCAAUGGCAGUGGCAGCAAGAAGAGGGCCUUCCCCUACUUCAAGAGUGCUUUGCCAGUCUUCACAUGGAUGCUUGGUGUGCCACUGUAUUUGAAGUUGGCAGGGGUGGGUGGGGGGCAGACUGAAGAAUGCAGUAGGUUGACUGUAUCAGCUGCAUCCAUUGUAGCACUGUGAACUGACCGUGACUAUUCCAGAAUAAAAUUUUGUGUGAAAUCAA
Eublepharis macularius is the source of this 2669-nucleotide messenger RNA. RefSeq names its product cytokine induced apoptosis inhibitor 1 (gene CIAPIN1). Gene Ontology annotation, molecular function: iron-sulfur cluster binding. Gene Ontology annotation, cellular component: cytoplasm. Bases 124 to 1050 code for a protein of 308 amino acids. NCBI's taxonomy places the organism in Eukaryota, Metazoa, Chordata, Lepidosauria, Squamata, Eublepharidae. The record is from RefSeq and is a predicted model, not a curated record. Gene Ontology annotation, biological process: iron-sulfur cluster assembly. The transcript is spliced from 9 exons.